AACGUCGCCGCAUAGAUCUUGUGAGCGAUGCGAACGACGUUGGCGUGGUCGGACAAGGUCCCGGACCGUAACGGGGCCAAAGUCGUGGUGCAGGACAUCGCGUACCACCCCGAUGGGACACAGCUGAUCGCGGCGAUUGGCAGUCGCGUGAUGAUCUACGAUGCCUCGAACGGCACGUUGCUGCACUCCCUCAAAGGCCACAAGGACACAGUGUACACGGUCGACUAUGCGCACGACGGCAAGCGCUUUGCGUCGGGGGGUGCGGACAACGUCGUGAUCAUCUGGACCGACAAGGCCGAAGGCAUCCUCAAGUACACGCACAACGACAGCAUCCAAAAAGUUGCGUACAACCCGCAGUCGCAGUGCUUGGCCAGCUGCACCGCGUCCGACUUUGGGUUGUGGUCGCCCGAGCAAAAGUCUGUCGCGAAACACAAGGUCGUGUCCAAGAUCCUCAGUGCUAGCUGGAGCCUCGAUGGCGAGUACUUGGCCCUAGGGAUGUUCAACGGACAUAUCUUGAUCCGCGACAAGCAUGGCGGCGAGAAGAUCACGAUCGAGCGGACGGCGCCGGUGUGGUCAUUAAGCUGGAGCCCCGGGCGGGAGGAGCAGAUGGACAUCUUGGCCGUGGGGUGCUGGGACCGUACGCUGAGCUUUUACCAGUUCAACGGCACCCAAUAUGGCAAAGAUCGCAAGCUUUCGUUCGACCCGUGCUGCAUUAGUUUCUUCAACAAAGGCAAGUACCUUCUCGUGAGCGGCUCGAACCGCAAGGCCAGCUUGUACACGAAGGAAGGCAUAUUUCUGUCCGACAUCUGCGAUGUGCCGGCGUGGGUGUGGGCGGUGAAGGCGCGUCCGAGGACCCACUCGAUCGCCAUUGGGACAGACAACGGCACGGUCGCAUCGUACAAUUUAGUGUUUGGCACGGUCCACGGAAUCUUCCAGGAACGGUAUUCGUAUCGGGAAAACAUGACCGACGUGAUUGUCCAGCACCUCAUGACCGAGCAGAAAGUGCGCAUCAAAACCCGCGAUUUUGUCAAGAAGAUCGCCGUGUACCGCGACCGCCUCGCGGUGCAACUGAGCGACCGCAUCAUCAUCUACGAACUGUCCAACGAAAGCUCGUACGACAUGCACUACCGCGUGCGCGACCGCAUCCAGAAGGACCUGCCGUGCUCGUUGCUGGUCGUGGCGUCGCUGCACUUUAUCCUGUGCCAGCAACGCAAGCUACAACAGUACAAUUUUUCGGGCAAGAAGGAGCGCGAAUGGGUUUUGGAGUCGCCGAUUCGAUACAUCACAGUCACGGGAGGCGCCAAGGGCAAGGAAGGGCUGCUCGUGGGCCUCAAAGACGGCUCGGUCCUCCAGUUGUUUAUCGACAAUCCGUUCCCGAUUCCGUUGAUCAAGCAGUCGAAUGCGAUCGUGUGCCUUGACAUUUCUGUCAACCGCGAAAAAUUAGCCGUUGUGGACGACACCAACACGUGUCUCGUGUACAACUUGCUGACCAAAGAGCUCUUGUACGAAGAAAAAGGGGCGAAUUCUGUGGCGUGGAACACGGAAUUUGACGACAUGUUGUGCUUUGCGGGCCAAAACCAGCUCAAGAUCAAGACGGGGAAUUUUCCCGUCCAUGCCCAACGCAUGCAAGGGUUUGUCGUGGGGUUCACCGGUUCCAAGGUGUUUUGCCUCCACGCGUUGGCCGUCCAGGCGAUGGACGUGCCACAGUCGGCGCCACUGUACCGCUACGUCGAACAAAAGGAAUUUUCCCUGGCGUACCAAGUCGCGUGCUUGGGUGUGACCGAGAGCGACUGGCGCCUCUUGGCGUGGGAAGCGCUCAAGAACAUGAACUUUGACAUUGCAAGGAAGGGAUUUAUCCGGGUUCGGGACAUUCGGUACAUUGAACUGGUCAACACCGUCGAAGCCACGCGCAAGGGCCACGCCGUGGCGGCGUCGCCCGACGUCGAAAAGAAGAACAAGGCGAUUCUGCAAGCGGAAAUUUUAGCAUAUCAAGGCAAAUUCCACAUGGCGGCCAAGCUACUCGGGGAUUGUGAUGAAGCAACCAAGGCGAUUCAACUGUUUAGCGAUUUGCGCAUGUGGGACGACGCGAAAAAGUACGCGGCAGCGUCCAAGUCUAUCGAUGUCAAGCAAUUGGUUCAAGACCAGGCCAAGUGGGCCGAGGACGUGCACGACUGGCGCGCGGCCACGGAAAUGUACCUCGCGUCUGGCAACGUUAUCAAGGCUGUGCACAUCAUGGGCGCGCGGGGCUGGUUCAACGACCUCAUGGAGGUGGUCCAACGACCCGACUGCGACCCGCAAGUGCUGUCCGUGUGUGCCGAGUUUCUGCUCCAAGCGGGCAAGUUCAAGCAAUGCCGCGACGUGUACUUGAAGAUUGGCGACUUUGAUGCGUUGAUGAAGAUGCACUUGGCAUGUCAAGACUGGGAAGAAGCCGUGCGCCUGGCCCAAAAGCACAAGGACAAGAUCAAAAACGUGGGCGAAGUGUACGUCCCGUACGCCGAGUGGCUGGCGGCGCAAGAUCGAUACGAAGAUGCCCUUGCUGCGUACACGUCUGCCAAGCGACCAGACCAGUGCAUGAACCUGCUGGAGCAGCUGAUUUCGUCGGCGGUGGCGGAAACCAGGUUCAAAGAUGCUUCGUACUACCACUGGCGACUAUGCGACGAGCUCUUGGCGUGUGUGACCGCCGACCAUCCAGACGCCACAACUGACGCUGACAAGGCCAAGCUUCGAUCUGCGCUGCACCACGAAAAGUGCGCCGACAUCUACCACGCGUACAGCGUCAUCUUUGCUUACACGGACGAGCCGUUCACGACACUUCUGCCCGAAACCCUCUUCCAUGCAGCUCGAUUCCUGCUCAACACUCUAAGCUCCAAGUCCAGUAGUAUAUCGCCAACAACAAUAACAACUCCCCCGGGGGUGUCCGUUGCCCGGAUUGUGUUUACGCUGGCGCAGCAUGCGCAGCAGCUGGAAGCGUUCAAGCUGGCGCGGCAAAUGUACGAGCGGCUGCACCAGAUGCGCGUCCGUCCCGAGUGGCAGAAUGUGGUGGAUGUGACCAGUAUGACACUACAGACCAAACCGUACUCGGAUCGCGACGAGCUGCUGCCUGUUGACUACCGAUCGUCCACCACGAACCCCCUCUUGAACCCGAACGGCACCGGGGAUGUGUGCGUGCACUCUGGCCAUCCAUUUGUGCGAUCGUUCGCAUCGUUCGAGUCGCUUCCGCUGGUCGAGUUCCAGCCGACGCCAGACUUGACGGACGAAGAGGCUAUUGCCCUCGUGGAGCUACUGCCGCCAUCCGUUGGUAAUGAUGAUGAACAAGAAGGUGGAGAUCCGUGGAAGACGACGGACGCGGGCCACACGCAAAGCAUGCGACUGGGAGAUGACGCGGAUGUCGGCGGCGGUAGUCAUAACGACAAGGGAAAACCAUUGAGUGGAGCCCUCCUAUUUGAAAAGAUCCUGAAUCGCCAAGCGAUUGCACGUGGCUCGGCGUACAAAGUCCUCCAAGUCGAUGCCAAGACCCUGGCGUUGCUCAAACCGAACGAAGUGUUUGUCGUAAAGUACCCCACGAAAGCGUUGCGGUGCAAGUUCUACAAAAAUAUGAUCCCAGACAUCAAACUGCACUUGAGCCCGGCGUGCCGCAAGUUCUUUCACGAAGACGACUUUGAAUUCGACUACCUCCGCGACGGCGGGUGCGUCUACUGCCGCCUGCCAGAGCUCGACCCCGUGCCAUGAUGAUGAUGAUCAUGGCGCAGUGGACAAGAGACUAACUAUAUCAUGUAUAUAGAACGAACGGUGUAUGAGAAUCUGGUUACUUUUAGUUUCGCAACUACGAGUCAUUUACCCGGUUCAUGUGUGUACUGCUAUUAAUUAAUACAUGGAGUAAUAGUAGAGUA
Aphanomyces astaci is the source of this 3890-nucleotide messenger RNA. RefSeq lists its product as hypothetical. Gene Ontology annotation, molecular function: protein binding. The coding region runs from base 28 to 3729 and encodes 1233 amino acids. Gene Ontology annotation, cellular component: intraciliary transport particle A; non-motile cilium. The record is from RefSeq and is a predicted model, not a curated record. The transcript is spliced from 15 exons. Lineage: Eukaryota; Oomycota; Saprolegniomycetes; Saprolegniales; Verrucalvaceae. Gene Ontology annotation, biological process: intraciliary retrograde transport; protein localization to cilium; non-motile cilium assembly.